CUCCUUCGAACAAACUGAGCAACAAGCUGAAGAAAUCCGAUGGUUUCUGUAAAAUCCCUAGUGUACAUCAUCAUCUUCAUCAUUAUCAGACAAAAUAUUCCUGUGGCUGACAAGGAGUGCAGCGUUGCUUUUCCGUUCUAGUGGAUCCAAGUUACUUAGCCUGAGUCUGAGGGACCCAAAUUAAUUGUCUCCUCUAAGCUCUAGUCUUAAUCCAAGGUUAGUCAAUCUAAUCUUUUGUUAAGAUUUAACUUGAUUUAUGUUGUCUUUUGUGGACUUAUGAACACCUCAACUAAUAGUUAUGUUUCAGAAAUUCCGCUGCAUACUCACCUCAACACACUUUACAAAAUUUAAAAUUCCGAACUCAUUGCAUAGAAAUUUUCAUUUUGAGUCAAAAGUGGGUUUUAAUCCACAAAAUCAACUAUCAACUUCAGAACCAAAAACUUCUCUAAACUAUGUGGGAAUUUUCUGGGAUUUGGACAAUAAACCCCCAAAAGCAUUCCCGCCAUUUGAAGCUGCUGUUAAGCUUAAAAAGGCCUUGUCUUCAUUUGGAGUUGUAAGUUACAUGGUAGCAUAUGCUAAUAGCCAUGCUUUUAGUUAUGUUCCUGAAGUUGUAAGAGAGCGAAGGAAAGAAAGAAAAUUGUUGAACCAAUUGGAAAAGAAGGAGUUGAUUAAGCCUGUUGAGCCAUAUUUAUGUCGUGUUUGUGGGAGAAGAUUUUAUGCUAAUGAGAAGCUUGUUAACCAUUUUAAGCAAAUUCAUGAGCGCGAACACAAGAAGAGGUUGAAUCAGAUAGAAUCAGCCAGAGGGAAGAGGAGACUAAAUUUGGUUGCUAAGUAUUCAAUGAAGAUGGAAAAAUAUAAACGAGCAGCAAGGGAUGUUUUGACUCCGAAGGUGGGGUAUGGUUUGGCAGAUGAGUUGGAAAGAGCAGGAUUUUGGGUUAGGAUGGUAUCAGAUAAGCCACAAGCUGCAGAUGUUGCGUUGAGGAAUCAUAUUGUGGAGAUGAUGGAUAAAAGGAAGAUUGAGUGUUUGGUUCUUGUAUCUGAUGAUUCAGAUUUUGUGGAGGUAUUGAAGGAGGCCAAGUUGAGGUGUCUGAAGACAGUUGUCGUUGGUGAUAUAAAUGAUGGGGCAUUGAAGAGAGUUGCUGAUGCUGGUUUCUCUUGGAGGGAUAUUUUGAUGGGAAAGGCAAAGAAGGAGGCUGUAUCAGUUGUUGGGAAAUGGAAGGACCAGAAUAUUUUAAAGAGGUUGGAGUGGACAUAUAAUCCGGAGGUGGAAAAGAACAGAUAUCAAUCGGAUGAUGAUAUUGUUGAUGAUAAUCACACGGAUUGUAUCAAGAAGGAAGAUGACGGUGCUUGGUGGGAGUUAGAAUCUUCUGAUGCAGACGCCACUUCUUAA
Molecule: messenger RNA, 1390 nt
Organism: Pistacia vera
Lineage: Eukaryota; Viridiplantae; Streptophyta; Magnoliopsida; Sapindales; Anacardiaceae
Exons: 2
Coding region: 299-1390 (363 amino acids)
Molecular function (GO): RNA nuclease activity
Source: RefSeq, a predicted model, not a curated record